AUGUCCUUCCUCUUCUUCCACAACCAGCUCCAGGUUUCCCUCUUUUCAUUUCAGGCUUCUCAUUUGCAAUUGGGAGACAUGAUGGAAAACUCUCAUAUGCCAGUUGCUGCUAGAAGCUUGAUAUCUUUUGAUAAAUUGGUCAUAGCAACAAAUUUGCAAAAUUUCAGCUGUCUUGACCUCCCAAUAUGCAAAUCCCCCAAUUCUUUCACUUAUGACACCUCUCCCAGGUCCCCCUCUUACUUUCCACAAAAUCAGCAGCAAACGCCGUGCAAACAUCACUUGCAAUCAUUACCACAUCAAUCUCAGUUUCACCCAAAUCUCCAGAACAACCCAACUAUGCACCAAAGUCAGCAUGCAGCGCCUUAUUCGCAUAACCCUCAAAGUGGUCCCCCCUCACACCUACCUGAAAUUUCUCAUGCUCACCAACCAAUAUCAAUAUCUCAACACAUGACUUGCUUACAACAACUUUCUGGCGGCCAUGUCGGAGGACGCUUGCACAUGCUGCCAACAACUCCGGCAAAAUUCUGUGAUGAAUGUGGGGCUCCAUAUCUGAGGGAAACAUCUAAGUUCUGCUCCGAGUGUGGUUCAAAGAGGUUAGGAACAUAA
This is a messenger RNA of Sphenostylis stenocarpa, 606 nucleotides long. Lineage: Eukaryota; Viridiplantae; Streptophyta; Magnoliopsida; Fabales; Fabaceae. The record is from the annotation of a GenBank genome assembly.